AUGGAUUACGGUGGCUGCGAGCUCCUGGUUCCCUGUGGCAAAGACAAAUACAUCUCCAAAAAUGAGCUGCUCUUACACUUGAAGACCUACAACAUCUACUACGAAGGGCAAAAUCUGCAGCUGCGGCACCGGGAGGAGGAAGGGGAACUCAUCGUGGAGGGGCUGCUCAACAUCUCCUGGGGCUUGCGGCGCCCGAUCCGCCUCCAGAUGCAGGAUGACAAUCAGCGCAUCCGGCCCCCGCCCUCCUCCUCCUCCUGGCACUCGGGAUGCAACCUGGGAGCCCACGGCUCUGUGCUGAAGCCCAGCACCUUGCCAGACAUCCAGGUCACGGAUGCGGAGCCCACGCUGAGCACGGAGCCUCUUGGAAGUGGCACAGGCAGCAAGCCGGGGCCGGAGGAGGCUCCGCAGCUGAUGCGGACGCGCAGCGAUGUGGGAGUGCGGCACAGGGGCAGCUGCCGCACCCCCAGCGAGCAGCGCCGCCUCCGCCGGCACCGCUUCUCCAUCAACGGGCACUUCUACAACCACAAGACCUCGGUGUUCACGCCAGCGUACGGCUCCGUCACCAACGUCCGGAUAAACAGCACCAUGACCACCCCCCAGGUCCUCAAACUGCUGCUCAAUAAGUUCAAGAUCGAAAACUCAGCAGAGGAGUUUGCUCUGUACAUCGUCCACACCAGUGGAGAGAAGCAGAAGCUCCGAGCCAGCGACUACCCCCUGAUCGCCCGCAUCCUGCAGGGGCCCUGUGAGCAGGUCUCCAAGGUCUUCCUCAUGGAGAAGGACCAGGUGGAAGAAGUCACCUAUGAUGUUGCCCAGUACAUCAAAUUCGAGAUGCCUGUCCUCAGGAGCUUCAUCCAGAAGCUGGAGGAAGAGGAGGAUCGGGAAGUGAAGAAGCUAAUGCGCAAGUACUCCAUCCUCCGGCUGAUGAUCGAGCAGAGGCUGGAGGAGAUCUCUGAAGGUCCAACAGCCAUGUGA
This is a messenger RNA of Indicator indicator, 972 nucleotides long. It is a transcript of the gene RASSF2, whose product is annotated as Ras association domain family member 2. Gene Ontology annotation, cellular component: nucleus; cytoplasm. NCBI's taxonomy places the organism in Eukaryota, Metazoa, Chordata, Aves, Piciformes, Indicatoridae. Gene Ontology annotation, biological process: positive regulation of protein kinase activity; signal transduction; positive regulation of JNK cascade. The record is from RefSeq and is a predicted model, not a curated record. The coding region runs from base 1 to 972 and encodes 323 amino acids. The transcript is spliced from 10 exons.